Chrysochloris asiatica (Cape golden mole) is the source of this 920-nucleotide messenger RNA. It is a transcript of the gene ELOVL7, whose product is annotated as ELOVL fatty acid elongase 7. The coding region runs from base 1 to 846 and encodes 281 amino acids. Gene Ontology annotation, cellular component: endoplasmic reticulum membrane; endoplasmic reticulum. The transcript is spliced from 7 exons. Gene Ontology annotation, molecular function: fatty acid elongase activity. Gene Ontology annotation, biological process: fatty acid elongation, monounsaturated fatty acid; very long-chain fatty acid biosynthetic process; sphingolipid biosynthetic process. Lineage: Eukaryota; Metazoa; Chordata; Mammalia; Afrosoricida; Chrysochloridae. The record is from RefSeq and is a predicted model, not a curated record.
AUGGCCUUCAGUGAUCUUACAUCGAGAACUGUGCGUUUCUAUGAUAAUUGGAUCAAAGAUGCAGAUCCAAGAGUUGAAGACUGGCUCCUCAUGUCCUCGCCUCUUCCACAAACCAUCAUUCUUGGACUCUAUGUGUAUUUUGUCACUUCUCUGGGACCAAAGCUCAUGGAGAACCGAAAGCCCUUUGAACUCAAGAGAGCGAUGAUAACGUACAAUUUUUUCAUAGUACUUUUUUCUGUGUAUAUGUGUUAUGAGUUUGUGAUGUCUGGCUGGGGCACAGGUUAUUCCUUUCGAUGUGAAGUUGUUGACUAUUCGCAGUCACCUGCAGCCUUGAGGAUGGCACGCACCUGCUGGCUUUAUUAUUUCUCCAAAUUUAUUGAGCUAUUAGACACUAUCUUUUUUGUUCUGCGUAAGAAAAAUAGCCAAGUUACUUUCCUGCAUGUCUUCCAUCACACCAUCAUGCCAUGGACCUGGUGGUUUGGAGUCAAAUUUGCUGCAGGGGGUUUGGGGACAUUCCAUGCCUUUCUAAAUACAGCUGUGCAUGUGGUCAUGUAUUCCUACUAUGGACUGUGUGCAUUGGGACCAGCCUACCAGAAGUAUUUAUGGUGGAAAAAAUAUUUGACGUCAUUACAACUUGUCCAGUUUAUUAUUGCCAUCAUCCACAUAGGCCAGUUCUUUUUCAUGGAGGAUUGCAAGUACCAGUUUCCAGUCUUUCUGUAUAUCAUUAUGAGCUACGGGUGCAUCUUUUUGCUUCUGUUUCUCCAUUUCUGGUACCGUGCUUACACCAAAGGUCAAAGGCUGCCUAAAACUGUGAAAAAUGGAAUCUACACAAAAAAAGAUCACUGAAAUACAAGCACAACAUCUGUGAAUCUCUGCUUGAGACUGAGAUCUUAUCUUCCUUGACAAUCAACCAAUAUAUA